GUGUGUGUGAGAGCGAGAGAGCGAGCGCUGGCUCCUUUAGCGGAUCCUUACGAUAUGCUCGGGCCCGGGAACGGGGAAUGGAGGGAGCCCGUUUGCCGAAGGGGCGUCGGCGGGAGUCCAGUCCGGGCCUCCUCCGGCUCUCCCGGUUACGUCCCGGGGUGCAGGGGUCGUGAAUCUGCCUUGUGGCGUCUGUUGAUCGGGUCACCGUUGCAGCUGUCGGCGGGAAGGGAAGGAGGAAGCUGGCAGUCGAGAGAGGGCAUUGGGAGCCCAGAACUCUGCCUCCCCGGGGGCGGGGGGGUAGUUUUAGGUGAAAUGCCUGGAAUUUUGCAAAAGACAGCCCUGCCGCUACUCCCUAAGGUUCCAAUCCGAGAAAGGAAUCUGCAACAGGUAAAAAGGUUAGAAGAAGCCAGAGAGAAUGUGCAUCUACUCAGAAGACCCGAAAGACUCCUGAAUUAGGGACUGAGGGAGACUGAGUCAACUGUAGGAACCAGGCCGUUGCCUCAAGUGUCUGGAGCUCAGACGUGCGGCCCAGGGAAGGGAACUGUGGCUAGGUAAGGAGGCCGUGCCUGAUGUCACUUGCAGAUCCCGUGUCAGCACCAAGCCCUCAGAGGCUGGUGGCAGCUGCUCAGCAGACCCUGGGCAUGGGGAAGAGACGGUGCCCACCCCAAGCCGUCUGCCUUCACCUAGCUGGAGAGGUGCUGGCUGUGGCCCGGGGACUGAAGCCAGCUCUGCUGUAUGAUUGCAGUUGUGCAGGGGCAUCAGAGCUUCAGAGCUAUCUGGAGGAGCUGCGGGCCCUGGGCUUCCCCACCCAGGGACUUCACAUCCUGGAGAUCGGAGAAAACAGCUUGAUUGUCAGUCCCGAGCGUGUAUGUCAGUCCUUGGAGCAGGUGCUGCUUGGUACCAUAGCCUUUGUGGAUGUUUCCAGCUCCCAGCCUCACCCGUCUAUCUGCUCCCUGGACCAGCUUCAGGAUUUGAAGGCCCUGAUGGCUGAGAUCAUCACGCAUCUGCAAGGGCUGCAGAAGGACCUGUCCGUGGCAGUCUCCUGCAGCAGACUUCGUUCCUCAGACUGGAAUCUCUGUACUGUGUUUGGGAUCCUCCUGGGCUAUCCUGUUCCGUAUACCUUUCAACUGAACCAGGGAGAUGACAACUGCUUAGCCCUGACCCCACUACGGGUGUUUGCUGCUCGGAUCUCAUGGCUGCGUGGUCAUCCCCCAGUCUUGCUGUAUUCCUUUAGUGUCCCAGAGAGCUCGUUCCCAGCCCUGAGAGAGAUUCUAAAUACUUGGGAGGAAGACCUUAGAACUCGAUGUAGGGCUCAGAAUGACUUUGCUGACCUGAGCAUCUCCUCCGAGAUAGUCACGCUCCCAGCAGUGGCUCUCUGACUUUAGUGUUUCUCUCAUGUGGAUGGUAUUCAGAAAAUGAUCAGUUCUAGCUCAGGGAUGACCUCUCAAGUACGAAUUCUGAGCAUCUUGAGAACAGUAGGGAAAAAUGCUGUCAUCAGUUGUGCACAUUGCCAUGGGCAGGGGGAGUAGGUGCUGGUGGCCUUGGUCAUACAUUUUUGCCAUUUCUAUACUAGGAAGUCCUCUUGACGUUGCUGAGAUAUCUGUUGAUUUUUUUUUUUUUAAUUGGGUAGGCGAUAGGAGAAAAGAGAUUGUGAAGAAAGGUGGUGGAGGACAAGCAAUAUACUCUUGUGUGGUGGUUGUAAAUAUACCUGCCCUAGUGGAUAGUGUCUGCCGGAAAGUGGAGGACUGGGUAGGUUUUACUGCAUGUUCAUAUACCACCAACUUAAUUGGACUAUGGAGACUAGACCAGGAUGCUCAAAUGUCUUACGUUUAUGGAUAUGACAUGUCUUUCAGGGGUAAACUAAGAGUUCCAAGGAACAGAGACAAUUAGGUGAAGUUUGUUUAUUUUACAGUAGGUUAAAAAAAAAUAAUAGCAAAGUCAAAAAUCUCAGGGAAAUCCACACUUUAAAGUAUGUAAACCUUCUGAAUUUUUCAUUAAGUUUCUUGCUUCAGAUUUUCACUCAUGCAGCUGUCACAAGUGAUUCAUAUCAUCAGGCUGUCCUUGUUGGCCAGGAGCACUGCCAGUGCUAUAGCAAUCAUUAUCAUCAGCAUCGAGAGCCACUGGCCAUAUUGCCUCUGUGAGGGGGUUGAGGAGGGGGUGUUGGGGAGAGAGAAAGAGGCCAUGGGUUGUUUAGAGAAGGUACAGGCAAAAAUAAUCUUCCUUCUUCUCAUCCCUGCCCAGUGGAAAGUAUUGGGUCAGUAGAGGAGAAAAAGCUGUUUACAUCACUGCCCCUCUCACUUGGUCACUUCCUUUGGGAUUAAAUCACUUUACUGCUGGUCACUGGCUCCUAAGCCAGGAUUACUGGCCCGGGGAAUCAAACCCAGCAAAGGCCAGAUACUUAAAUACGAUAAUAAUCAAGGAUGGAAAAUAAUUCAGCAAAAUUAUAUUAUUCUCCGUUUGUAUUCCUUAGUGCUUUUGCUGUCCUUACUCUUGCCACUAGCUCAUAAUAGGCUAAAAGAAAAAAACAAUAAUAGGCUAAAAGAACACCACUUCAUGUUUUAGCUAAUAGUCUUCCCCUUCAGGUUCAAGAGUUCCAUGAAAAUUAGGCUUAGAUGCAUGAGCCAGUGUUUACUGACACUUGCUAUACUGUCAAGUAUAUAAACCAGGCUGAGUGGAACAGGCUGGCCAGAGGUUGGCACAGGCUGAUAAAUUUUAUCUGCAAGAUUUGGCCAAAGGAGGAACCGUCCCACCAUCAUCCAGGACAAUACGGGAGGAUAGACUCUCUUACUCUGGGAGGCGGCUGUUGGCUCUGGUUCAGCUCUUCUCGACAAUGCUGCAGCUUACGUAGGCAGGAGAGAUACUCGUCACUGAGGUUGUCUAACUCCGAAUGCAGUUCUCUGCACUGGGGGGAGAAUACCACCAACGUCAUCACCAUCAGUUCCUUCUGGGACAGCUCAGAUUGGGGAGAGGGCCCCAUGUGAGUUACCCCUUCAUUCAUUUGGAAUUUUUACCAUCAUCCUCCCUUCCCAGCCUUUCUCAGAGAUUUCAGUUUGCCUUUUGACUGUCUCACCUACUUUGUCUGGAAUGUGUCCAUUUAAAUGAUUAUAAUGCAUAUUAUAAUAUGUAUUGUACAUGUCAGUGCUCUCAUGAUUGUGUAUGUGUAAGUGCUUUGUAGAUGGGGGCACCAAAAAAUGACGAUCUUCUAGCACAGAGGACCUGGGAGUGAUCUUAGUAAAAGCAUCUUUGCCAGGACCUGGUUGAGUUGCAUAUGAAUACUUCUGGGGAUAUGUAUGUUCCCCAGUAUGUAGAUGGAAAGGGCUUUGUUAAUUAAAAGACACUAUAUAUGUAUAUAUGUGUGUGUGUGUGUGUGUAUAUAUAUAUAUAUAUAUAUAUAUAAAUAAUUUAAAAUUAUAUUUGCGUAAAAGACACUAUAUGUAUAUAUAUAUAUAUAUAUAUAUAUAUAUAUAUAUAUAUAUAGUUUUGAGAUAACUCUAGGGCAAAGUUUGAGGAAAUAAUAUGUUUAUUAAAUGUGUUUGAGUUUAGGUUGACUUUACAAAAGGUAACUAGUAAAACCCUGAAUAACAGUUGGUAUAAAUAAAGGAAGGAAAAGAUUGACAAAUUAGCCCAAAAGUAAAGACAUUUUAUAAAGGCAAAUGAAUACCUACUGACAUCCAGUCACAAUUUAAACUUUGAAAUCUUUGCUCUCUGGCUGCCUCCCAGUAGUUUUCCUUACUAUUGUGGGAUGAUCCCCUCACUAUCUUGAGGUCACCGUCUCACCUCCUUUUCCUUGGCCUGGAGCUGCAAAGUCUUCUUUUGCAGCUGGUCUCUGAAAUCCCAUUCUUUCUCCUUCCCUGUACCCUCAGGUUCCACUUCAUUAUGGGAGGGCUUUGGACUCCACAGAGGCAAAGCCUGAUCUAAAAAAGCAGCCAGAUUCUCAGUGAUAGUGAGGUCCACACCUCCGAGGGAGGGCCUUAUCACUGAGAGAACCCUGGAGUGACGGGAAGGGAGGAGAGGGAGCAAGGGAGGACCUGUCCCUGACGAGACUGCACGGAGUAGAAUUCUCUCACUUCCUCCCAUUGGGACCUUGCUCAAUCUUGACACAGAGCUGGAAUUUGAGCCCCUUGAGGUCAAGAUUGGCAUCUUUUCUUUGUAUCCCUAGUCCUGUUUAAUGGCAGAUAUUUCUAGAGGAUACUUACUAAUCCAGUUUCUUUUGUAGUAUUUCUGGUGGUAGGUUUGUUUGGUGCUUUGAUAUAACUAAGCCCUUUCCCUUCUGUCCUCAUUUCAGUCAUGAGAAUGGCUGUCCUACCCUAGAAUUCAUCUUCAUGGGGUGGCUUAAGGAUGGCUUCUGAGCCACGUGGCAGUCUUAGUCUUGGUGAAGAGAGCAGUGAACUAGGAGUUAGAAAUUGUGGAUUGUUGUCUUAGUGGUGUCCUUAAUUCUUAUGACCGUAGACUUUCUUUUUCUUAUCCAUACUAUGUGAGUAUAAUAAUUUCUGUCUUAUCUUUUACAUGGUGAUUGUGAUGAGAAAACAAAAGACCUCAUGGAACGCAUAAGUGAGGGUCUUUCUCCCUGCCCGACCCCCGCCCGUACAUGAUGAAUUCUUCUCAGAGAGCUAAGGCAGAAGACUCUUGAGGGUUAAGAGUGAGGUAACCGUUGCAUGCAACACAGUGUGGACUUGGGGAGUUGGAUUUGAUUCAGAAAGUCAAGUGUAAAAAUUGACAUUAAAUCCUGAGUUCAAAAUCAAUUUAUUGAAAUGUUCAACACAGACAUAUGUUUUUGGAGAGAGUAGAAAUUCUUUUCACAGUUUAUAUACUUCUCAGGAUAGGAGGCUAACUGGUUAAAGUGUUCUCAAAGCCAAUGAUCAAUCACCAAAAAGCUCCCCUAGAUUCCUGCCCUAACAGACUCCUAGAACUGCAUGGGACUCCAAGAGGUCAUGUGGUCCGUCUCCUGCCUCUAGGUAGGCAAAGAAAGACCACUAUCUUAGAAUUUGUGGAAGUAAAUUUGCUGACCUUUCUUUGUUAAGAGUUUCUCCUGUUCUUGAAGCUGUAAGGAUUGAUUCUGGAGCAGACCUGCAGGAAAACAUAAGGAACUUUUCUAUACUAGCAUAUCUACUGCAAACAGUGUCUUUUCAGAACUUUGCUUCGAAACUUAAUUAUUCAAAAUGUUCUUGUCUGUUAUUGGUUGAAUAACCACCACCAUUCAUAGGAAAUCCUAACCCCUAGGUCCUCAGAAUGUGAUCUCAUUUGGAGAUAGGUUCUUUACACAGGUAAUCAAGUAUUUUAGGAUAUUAGAGUUGGCCCUGAUUUCAUAUGACUGAUGUCCUCCAAGAAGGGGAAAUUUCAACACAGACGUGCAUAGAUAGAAGACAAGAAGAAACACAGGAAGAAGAAGGCCAUCUGCAAGCCAAGGAGAGUGGCCUGGAACAGAUUGUAUCCUCAAAGCCCUCAGGAGGAAUCAACCCUGCCAACACUUUGACCUUGAACUUGUAGCCUCCAGAGCAAAAUAAAUUUCUGUUAAGUGA
This is a messenger RNA of Canis lupus familiaris (dog), 5519 nucleotides long. It is a transcript of the gene C7H1orf74, whose product is annotated as chromosome 7 C1orf74 homolog. The transcript is spliced from 2 exons. Lineage: Eukaryota; Metazoa; Chordata; Mammalia; Carnivora; Canidae. Bases 570 to 1379 code for a protein of 269 amino acids. The record is from RefSeq and is a predicted model, not a curated record.